Messenger RNA from Drosophila bipectinata, 2521 nucleotides. The record is from RefSeq and is a predicted model, not a curated record. Lineage: Eukaryota; Metazoa; Arthropoda; Insecta; Diptera; Drosophilidae.
AUGCCACCUGCCUUGGCCGCCACAGCCACAGCCUCUGCCUCUACAAGUAGUCCAAAUCCAGCUACAGUGGUGGCCACCUCCUCCUCCUCCGUUACCAUGCAACAGGCAAAGUAUUUCAAUCAGCAAAUGGAACCAGCCGCGUAUGCUUCGGUGCCAGUUUUACCCCUCAAGACCAUGACCAAUGGCAUUGCCGGAGGAGCUAGCCAUGCACAGCCACAUCCACAGCCACAACCACAUCCACAUCAUCAUCAGCACCAGCAGCAGCAGCCGCAGCACCACCUCCUUCAGCAACAAUCCCAAAACAAACGAAAAUUUUCAACAUUUUUCUAGAUAAGAUUUCAAUUCAAAUCCCAGUUAGUUUUCUUUCUUUUCGGAUAUAUAUAUAUAUAUAACGAAUAUAUAUAUAUAUAUACAUGUUAUGAAAUAGGUUGCAGUGCUGCACUAGUUUUCAAAAUCAUUUUUUGAUAUAUUGUUUUUAUUAAUUUCUAACGAAUAUGAUAAUUUUUUUACGAAUCGGAUUUUAAAACGAAAUGAUUUCUAAAACAAAAAAAAAGAAAAAGAAACGAAAAAGUAUAGAAAUUGUACACGAUCGCGAGAGAUCAGGGCAGAUACACAUAGAACGGCCUUAAGAGCUCCAAGACUCUUAAACAUUAUACUCAUGUCCUGUUGUGUAUUUGCCCUGGACACCCCCCCAUCUACCCACUAGCUAUAUCCUUUAUACAUAUAGUACACACAUAUAUGGAAACCUUUUGCAAUCAAUUUGAAAAUCGCCAAAAUUUGUAAGAGUUAAUACAAAAAAAAAAAGAAAAAGAAAAACUAAAAUACGAAUACGAAUUCAAAAAUCGAAAUCGAAAUCAUAUACAUUGUACGUGAGUGUUUCGGUGUAUGUGUAUGUGUGUAAGAUUGUGCCAGUGUGUGUGCGUGUGCAUCUGUAUUUUCUAAGGUUUAGUCUUUAUAUAUAUUUAUAUCUAUUUAUGCCAUAUAUGUAUAUGUAUAUAGCCCAGGUGCAGACAGAGAAAUUUAUAUGUCAUUCGUGUACAUAGAUGGAGGAGGAAAGUGAGUGUGCAAACGAUCGGUCAUCGAGUGCUGCGAGUAUCUGUAAGAUAGUAUAUACCUCGAGUACAGUGCGUUUCAAAAGCAAACCCCCAGUUAGUCAUAGCUUUUGUACUCCAUAACGUCCCUGUUUAAAAAGCGCACUGUGCUUGGAGAUUACUCGACAUAUACUCCAGAAGAGAUUGCAUUAGUUAUUACACCUAUUGUUUAAUUUAUUUUUAUUUUUUUUUCAAUUUAAAUUUUCAUUUAUUGUUUUUUUUUCGAUCAUACAUAUAAUAUAUAGUGUAUUUUAUGUAUAUUUAGUAAUCGUAAGUGAGCCCUAAUCGCGUAACUUAAAUGUCGUCCAAUAUUCAAAUCAAAUCAUUUGAUUUUCAUGUACAUAAGUGUAUAAUGAAUGAGGAUUCUUUGGUUCUAGCUUACCAAUUACUUAUGUACUAUAGGGUACGGCUAUAUGUAUAUAUAUAUAUAUAUAAAUAUUUCUAUCAAUAUUUAUAUUAAUAUUAUAUGUAUUCCGUAAGCACCCAAAACUUUGUUGUUAUGUUUUUAAGUGCUUUAGCUUUUACAUCAAAGCCCCGAUUGAGUGUUCGAGUGUGUGUGCACGUUUUUUUUUUUUUUAGAAAAAUUUCAAAAAAAAAUUCAUUGUUUCAUUUAUAUAUUUUUUAUUUUUUAAAUUUUCUUAGAAAUAAUAUCUGUAACAUACACACCUGAUCUACGAGGGCAACUCUAUAUGUGUCUGUAUUAUGUUUGUGUGCUGCUGCAUCAGGCGAUAGAUCUAAAUAUAUAUAUAUCUAUAUAUAUGAUCCACAUAAUCUAUAUAUAUAUAUAUGUAUAAGAGAAAGAACAAAAUAACCUGGAUAAUCCCAAAAAAAACCUUUCCCUGAUCAGAUCACGAGAGUUUGCAAGGAACAAAAUACUUGUAAAGACUAUACGAAAUAUAUAAUGGAUCAAGAGUAUUUAGUAUAAGCGUUUUUUGCUAACACAUUAAUUCAUGAAUUUGCAACAAUAUUUAAUAUACAUAAAGAAAAUGCAUAUACAAACAAAAAAAAAAAAAAAAAACACAAAACAAAAGCGAGAUAAACGAAAAACCGAAACAAAAAUGUAAUGUAAAGUGUAAAAGGAGGAAAAGAGGAUGAAAUUGUUUUAGAUUUUUAUACCAAAUUGAUGUAAAACCACAAAUUGCUUAUUUUUUUGUAUUCCUAAAACCUAAACCUCAACCUACAACCUUGACCCUCUAGCCCUAAGGGGCCACGACCCUGAUCUCUUCAGGGAAUGUGAGAAAAUGACUCUAACAAAGUCAAAAAGCCAGAGAAACAACAAUGUUUCAAGAUGUUAAGAAUAUGCAAGAUUCUUGGGUUCUGAAAUUGUUUUUUUUUUUGUAUUGAAUACUUAUGUAAUUUGUAAAUUAUAUGACAAGUAAUCAAAUAGCAAGCAUAAACGGCAAGGCAAUUAAUAAAUAAUAAAAAUUAAA